Molecule: messenger RNA, 19553 nt
Organism: Porites lobata
Lineage: Eukaryota; Metazoa; Cnidaria; Anthozoa; Scleractinia; Poritidae
Source: the annotation of a GenBank genome assembly
AUGGCGGAGUUAACGACGUGGGUGUCUGACAAACUUCACGAUGUUCUUGGAUUUUCGGAUAAGCCCACUGUUGAAUAUCUCAUCGAGCUCGCGAAAAACGCCACCAGUCCAGAUUCCCUUGUACAGCGAGUUUCAGAAAACUUUAGUUUUGAUAAUAAGAUGGCAUCAUUUGCGUCUGAACUCUGGGAAAAAUUGCCUCACAAAAGCCAACCUGCUGAACACCCAUACAGGGCAAGGGAACGAGCUCUUGUUGAGCAGCGAGAGAAAUACAUGAAAUACACUCUCGUAUCUGAUGAUGACGACGACGAAGAGCUGCGCAAUAAAGCUAAGGAAUCGAAGAAAGAUCGAAAAAGAAAGCAUUUGCGAAGGAAAACAGAGUCUUCUAGUUCGGAUGAGGAACCCUCCAUAGUUAAUACUGCCUCAAAGGAAAAGAGCGAUGAAUCUGAUGUAGAUGAGUGGGAAAAGGAGGAAGAAGAGAGAAAGGUAGACUUGGAAGAGAGAGAUGCAUUUGCAGAUAGGUUAAAGAAACGGGACAAGGAAAAAACAAGGAAUAUUUUGGAAAGAUCUGACAAAAAGGUAUUGAUACAAUGGAACUUUUAUUAAGUAGAAACCCAGAAGACUGUUAAUUGCGUUUACUUGAUAAAAUCUGAUGCUUGGUACAGGCCGGUUGGGUAUUUUUGGUGAAGUAUGAGACUACUUAAACAAAUAUUGUAUUUAGUUAGCUUACACAUGAAAGUUUAAUUUUUCAGAAUUACCUACUCAGGGAAAACUGAGUACUUACAUUGUACAGGGUAUAACCUCUUCUGUACGUUUGACACAGAAGACUUGAUAUACAGCCUUUGCAAGAUCAGAGUGGUUGAGCAUUUUAUCAGGCCAUCUGAUAUUACGCGAUGGUGCGAUUUCGCACAAUUGACCUCAAAUCGCAUCCGAUUGCACAAUUUGAGGAAAAUCACAUAAUUUCUAAAAAAAUGCUAAAUUCAAGUAAAGUAAACAAUGAAUUCUAACUUUAAUGAAACAUUUUCCCAAUCUUAAGGUCAUUUAAAGUGAUUUACCACUAAACAAAGCCUUGCAAGACAUCUGAAACCUUCAAUCGAUAUCUGGGCAGCCAUUUUGAUUUUAGAGACAAGCAGUGUGGUCAGCAGUGUAACGGCAUCAUGUAAUAUUAAGCAAGUGUUCUUUUUCUUUUCUGUGUCAAAAUAGUCGGACAAAUUUAACUAUUUUGUUUUAAAAGAGAUGUUUUAUUAUUCCUUUACAUUCAGAUUGCCCGUUUAACAACAUUAAAGUGGUUUUUCUCCAUUGAAACCUGGUAAAACAAUGUAAAUUAGCCCUGAAAAAAUCGCAUAAUUUACCGGAUAAUAGUCCUAUCUUAUCGCACAAUCUACCCUGAAAAUAUCACACAAUUUCUGAUUUUUUAUCACACUCUGUCAGAUGGCCUGUUUUAUACAUGAGCCCCUGGCACCUGAGACUGGGCGACCACAUCCCACAUCAUCAACAAUAUUAUGAAAUAAAGUUACGUACUUACUUAUCAAGUUAUAACUGCCAUAAGAAGCACCCAUGUUUGCCUUACUUAGUUAGUUAGUUAGUUACUUACUUACUUACUUAGGCUUGGGAUCAUCCUGAGCCAUCCUAACAAAAUCUUUCCACAUGACCUGAUCAAGCUGCCAUUAAAUUUGUUGUUUCUUUGGUAUUGUCCAGUCCAGUGUCAGCUUUGUUGGUGUCAAUAUAUGUAGUUCUUGGUCUACCUUGAUUUGGGUGACCAUGUUGGGGCUCUCAAGCAGCACUUUUGGGGUUCCCGAAGCAGCUCUUUUAAAGGUGUCUCUUCAUUGUGACAUGUAGAAUGACCAGCUAAUCCUAAUGUUCUCUCACAAAUUGUUUCACUGACUCUUGGAAAGCUUCUGUAUAAUUCCUGGUUGUUCAUAUGUUGAUGCCAGUGCAUAUUCAGGGCCAUUUGCAGUAUUCCAUGGUGUAGCAUCCACUGACACUUGUCUCUGGCUUCUUGGCCCCGGUCCACAAAAAUUAUAUCUCCAGUGUCUCGCUCUGUACGCUUCAAAAAGCUUACUUAUAUAUGUAGAUGUAUGCGUUGUAGUUUAUUUUUUAUCUCGGGUAAUUUUUAUUUUCCCUUUGUUUCAACUUUAUGAGUAUACAUAACCAUACCCAAAACAAAAGAAAAACAAAAAUUACCUGACAUAAUAAUUUAACCACAACGUAUGCAAAAAAGUAAUCAUUGAUGUAAAGAAUUUAUAUGUUUUGUAAGGGUUAUAAAAUAAUGUAUCCAUGAGUGGUUUGCUUGGUGACAGCCAUUGUACAUGUAAAUACCUGUAUAUUAUUAUAUUUUUGCACCAACAGGGAUUUGAAGAGGCAGCAAAAAGGCUUAAAAUGGAUGAAGAAGACAGGAAGAAAAUGGUGAGCAAAAGAACCUCUUUCUGUCCAGUAAAAAUGUUUAAAAUUUGGAAAUAUCUGGGAUGGCACUGCACUGAGCUUUUUGUAACCUGAUUUUGUUACAUAUACACAGAAAGUGAGAAACACCCCCUAAUUAGACGCGCGUGACCGCUCUUCCGGAAAUGAGUAGCCGACAAUAACAAAACAACCAAACAGUCGCUCCAGUCCAAAGACUCACACUGUCUUGACUGAGACACAAUGCAAUUCUCCACAGCUGAUGAAGCUUCAGUUUAAGCUGCAAUUCAUUCUUCUAAAUUCAUCUCUGUAAAUCGCUGUCCGUGAGAGUGAAACAUCCUGCAAACAAUUUAAAAAACUAACGAGCUGGGCCCAGCAUGAUACAACAUUGCAGGAAAACAUCACAUUCUCGGACUAGAAAGAAAAUCGCUUAGUUAUUCAGAUCCUGAGGCACUUUGGACAAAAAUAAAGAACCUAACAGCCUUAUUUAGUGACAAAAAGAGCUUUACGCUUCAAAAGAAGUUAAAGAAAACGCUCUUGCAUCAGAGGGCAAAUCAUGAAGACCAGAAAUUCAAAAAACCACAGAAAAUCAAUAAGCGUGUCAUGACCUCUCAGUGUGAAACAAGCGGCUAAAAUCACAUUUGCUCAGUCAAAACAUCGAACCCCCUAGAGCAUAAUCUACUCACCAGCAAAAAAAAACGUAUUGGAACAAGCAGCAUUUUGGCAUGAGUUAAAAGUGGUGUAGGUUUUAGUACUGCAAGCAAAUCUUGUCCUGAUGAUCAGUGUAGAAAUCGCUUUGACUUUCUCACUGCGUAAUACAGGCAACAUUCCCAGCCGCUCCAAUUCCAAAAGACUGACGGAAACGGAAUAAACAAUAUAGACUUGCAGUUAAUUGACAGGCAUCAAUCUGCUUCCCUAUGCUGCAUCAAUCAGGAGCUCCGUUUGCCAGCGUACGGAGUUUCCCAAAAGAACAAUGCUAUCGGGCAGGCGUAUUUGUUUUUCUCCCUUUCCCCUUCCCCCUUUCCUUCUUUCGCCCUCGCACCCACCAUAAGGGUUACUAUUUCUACUCUCCCCAAUCUUCCACUGUCAUAAAGUCAAAGAUGGCGGCUACAACAAUAUUACGAACACGAACAAGGUUUCGCCCACCCAAAAUACGCCUGCACUGCAGGCUAGAGUACAUGCUAUUAUUGGCCUUUUAAAAGAAGCCAUUGUUGGUUUGCCAAGCAGAAUGAAAUGAAAUUCGAAAGACAUUUCCGGUAAUUCAUUGAGAUGUUAGGAGCCCAGGACAAGGGUCUCGGCACUACCUUGCAGACAUUACUGACCUGGACAUAAGUGACUAAUGGGGUUAAUUUACAUCAGUUUGUGACGCAGGCUACAUGUAAUAAUGUCUUGACACAGAAAGCGGGUUGAAGGGACAGGUAUUUGAAAAUCAGAGGAAGCAAGGCCAUUGAGAAUUUGAUGAACCUUCAGUAACGAAAUUCCUUCAAUAAAGACAUUCCCCAUAUUUAAAAAAAAAUAGAUAAUAAGAAGGAUGCAGUUUUCAGCCCUCUUUCACAGUUACAGAAUAGUUUAUGUUAUAAGCAUAAAAUAGUCUUAAUCACAAAUUGCUUUUAAAAAAAAAAAAAAAACAAAAAACUGCUUUCUUGCUUUUUUGUCAUAAGUGUUAUUUUAGAACAAAGUUUGGAAGUGAAGUCUUCACUUAGUUUUAUUAAUUUUUUUCCAGAUUCCUGAUCUUAGGAAAAAGUCUCGCAGAGAUUAUGUCAAGAAACGAAGAGUUGACCAGCUUGAAAUGCUGCAAGAAGACAUCCUCGAUGAUGAGUAUCUGUUUGAAGAUGCCCAGCUCAGCAAACGGGAGAAGCGAGACAUAGAAUACAAGAAGAAGGUUUACAGCUUGGCAGUGGAACAUGCUAAGGCCGGAGAACUAGAAAAAGUACAGAGGUAUGAAAUGCCCCAGGAGAAUAAGAAACCGGCCAAGUAUGACGACACAACAUUGGAAGAAUUGGGACCUAAUUAUGAGCAGAAGAAAUGGGAAGACGAUAAGCUUGGUUAUGCUGUCAUGAAGUUUGGUGCAAAAGAUGCAAAGCAAAAGAGCAAGGUAUGAUCAUAAUACAGUCUAAAAGCAAGCUGAGUGGAAGGGUAGGGUACAUGAGUAUGAAACUGAAAACAGGGUUUGCAAAUUUUAUUGAUGAGUGGAGUCAGUGUGACUUCUGCUUCACAAAUUUUAGAGUCAUUUUGGAAUAUUUGGAGUCAAGUAUCACAACGACAAAAGCCAUUUUCAGACUUUCCAGUACGUGGCCCUGGCACGUAUACACUAUCGUGAGGGAUACACAAGGUAGCUGUGGCGGUCCGCUGACCUGGAAAGCUCAAAUCCAUGAUGGCGGUCAUGGAGUAAACUUUGAUCGUAAUUUACCCUCUUCCUGUUUUGUUGUGCAGAAUAAUUCUUUAAUUUCGUGAUUUAAUUGAGGUUUACAAUGUUUACAAAUUAAAUUGUAUUUGUUGUGAAAAAGGUAAGGACAAAACUGUGUUUGUUACCGAAAAUUUCUGGAGUCGAAGUGACUCCCUCUGUAACCUCAGUGGAGUCAUCUGAACAAUUUUGGUGUAAAAUACGCCAAAUUUGGCGUAUUUGCGAACCCUGCUGAAAGUAUAAAAAAUAAUGAUUUAUGAAGUGAAAUACAUGUUCAGAUGAGCAUUUCCUCUGUUUUGUGGUGCGUUGUCUUAUUUCCAAAGAUACGAUGUACUAAGCUUCCUUCCAUCCCUGCGUCUUUUCAUACAGUAGUAAUGAGGUAGUUGACUGUGAGCUAGUAAGUGAAAAAAGGUAGAAUAACAGGAAAAGAAAGGGAUGGUCUGCUUUCUGCUUCUUUUUCCCUUUUUGUGGCUUGAUUGUUGUACUUGACAAUUAAUCUAAGCUUAAUAUUUUAUACAUCAUGGAUAGAGACACAAUUUCCACUUUCUGUUCUGUUUUUAUUGACUCUUUAGUUGUCUCUGCUUCACACAAAGCAGGUGGCCCUGUGAUUUCCUGCCAAAAAAAACCCUUGAGUUGCAUUUGAGUUGCCAUACCUGUUGAUAGAGUUACUUUACAUUUGUAUGCCUGUGGUACGGACUGAUGGGUGGGUGGAUGGACAAUUGUAUGGUCAAGUGAAAGUGACUACAAAUAACUGCCAAAAUUUCAUGGAUUCAUACAGUGAUUUUGUUACAAAUAGUUAUGGUGUGUCCUUGGACUCAUCUUGUGAAAAAUCAUGAGUCCCAGUUAAAAAAAAAAGAGUCCGAAAUUGAAAAUGGUUGGGUCUUAAUGUAACCAGACAGUUAAUCUGAAGACAAACUCCCAAACUCUUUAUUACAGUAUACUGAAAUUAAAAUGUAGUUCUUCUAUAAAGGCUAAAAGAAAUAUGCAACGUUAAACAAUCGCCAUAAUAACUGCUACAGAAAUUACGUGAACAGGAUAUUGCUACAAAAACACAUGUUCAGAUUGAUUGAUUGAUCGAUGUUUGGGUCCUACAAGAUGCAUGCUGUGAAUUAUUUUGCGUAUUUGGGGAUUUUCAUGUGUCAGGGAAGCGGGACGCAGGACGCAUACAUUUAGGUACAGAUAACAAAAUCUGCUGCACGCACUUCGCAUUCAUGAGAGCUCCGCUAUUAUUAUUUAUCAUGGUAAAUAAUUAUUAUUGACAUAGAAUUACAUGUAUUUUAUUUCUUUUUCAAACUGCAUUUUAGAGUAAAGACUAUGACCUAGUUGUUGAUGAGGACCAAAUAAAUUUUGUAAUGGCUGAACAAAUCCCAGGAACUAAGGAAAAGCAGGUAUUUUGUCUUCUUAGAAGUAAUAUUAUGAGCUCUUAUGACUGUGAUGCUCCAGGCAUUUAAUCAGACAUGCUUUUGCAUCAUUCUUUAUUAAUUUUCAUAUACAGCUGUAGCCAGCGAGAAAGCUCUCCUGGGGACCCUGCCCCAAGAAAUCCCAGGAUCAGAGCUUGCUUGUCAGUUAUAUUUUAUAGAGUAACAAAUUAACAUGUUUUCCAUUUCCCCACCUUAUGACAGCCUUGCGUAUGGCUUUCAAGUUGUAUUGAAUGUCCUUUGAUCUGCUGUUUUUCUGGAUAUGUUUUUUUCAUUUUGUUUUGCUCAUUUUGCAAAGGUCUGCAGCUGUUACAGUUUGUUGCUUCUAUCGUCUUCUCAUUUUCUUUUUUUUCUCAUUCAACACCAUGAUAAAAAGAUUUUUUGUUCUUCUUUGCAGGAACCAGAGAUGAAUGAGUUUCAGAAGAAGAGGUUGACAAUUGAAGAGGUAAGUUGUUGCAUGUGAGGCUCAUGCAAAACCAAAACGGUAAAUUCUACAUACUCAAUAAUGUCUGCUUUAUUAUUGGUACCAGAUGCAUGUACAUGUGUAUGUUUGACUGUAUGAAGUGAGCUGAUUGGAGAUGUAUUACUAUCGGCAAUAUUUACUCCUGUAUUAAUGUUGUUUCUUUCAAUACAAUAUUAUUUGUUGCUUUUUUAUAGACAAAGAAGAGCUUACCAGUUUAUCCUUACAGAGAUGAUCUCAUCCAAGCAAUAAGAGACCAUCAGGUACUGAUUACUGGUCAUGGGAGAUUUUACUGAGAGUCAUUUAAGACUGGCAACCCUUUGUAUGCAUGGGGAAUACUGGGUAGUCUAAGCCUGUAGAACCUGUAUGAUACACUGUACUUAUCUUACUUAUUGACUGUUUAUGCUGUAAUAAACAGUUACUAUCAAUACUACUUUGUAGGUGAUAAUAAUUGAGGGAGAAACUGGAUCUGGAAAAACCACUCAGAUUCCGCAAUACUUGCAUGAAGCGGUAUGUACACUGUACUUAAUUUGUAACUACAUUUUUGAACCCUCAUGCAAUAUUCCAGAAACUUUUAAUGUUAUGGUUUGUUAAUUACAUAUUAUGUAGCAGUAGAAAAUGUUUUCUGUGUUUGCAUAGCCUGUAAUGCAAUAUGGUGUGUGGAGUUUUUGGGUCUUUCGGGCCAACUCGAGACAAAAUUGAGUGUUUGCAUAACUUGUGAGAAUUCUCCCAACCCCUGGAUUGUUUGUAUAAGGCUAUGCAAAAACAGCAGAUGGUUUUCUAUUCCUCUUACAAAAUAUCUUUUUUGAAGAAAAAUAAAAAAAUUCUUCGUUACCGGCACUGAUAAAAAGAUAAAGUCUUAGGUCCCAAAAUGUGGCAAUCAAAGUUAUGCUCUCGUAUCAGUUCUGGUUUUGCAAAAAAGAUUGCAUUAAAAUACUGAUUUUUCUUGCUUAAAAUGUCAGCUUAAGUGAAAAGACUUUGAUACAGCAUGUAAAGAUUUUUCGAAUUUCAAAUUUCAAAGGAAUGUGUAAAUGUUGUGGAUCUCUAAGCUUAAAACGCCGUUUAACCCUUUAAGUCCCAAUAGUGACCAACAGCAAUUUUCUCUUAACAAUGUCCAUACAUUGUCAAGAGAUAAGGUUGUGAGAAAAGAGAAAAUGCCUUGAAAAUGCCUUGACGUUUUAUUAAAUUCUCUCAACUAAUUCUCAAAGGAAAUGUACGGAGAUCAGUUUGGAGAAUUUGUAUGUGGAUACUGGGGCUUAAAGGGUUAAAGUUGUUGUUGCAUGAUCAGCGCUAGUACGGCUAACAGGGGGGGUGUGCAGCUGUCUAUAUAGGGUCCCUGUUUUGUCCCUCUGAUGUCCCUUAAGUUAAAGUUAAUAAGACGUUGCAUUUUGUUGAUUUAUAUUUCAUAAAUUUUUAGGGUUUCACAAAAAACAAGAUGAAAAUUGGCUGCACACAGCCUCGGCGAGUCGCGGCAAUGAGUGUAGCGGCAAGAGUGUCAGAAGAGAUGGGGACAAAACUAGGAAAUGAGGCGAGUGCUGAAAAAAUUAAACCUAUAAAUGUGCUAAUCUGCUCCAUCAAGUAUCAGUUGUUCUUUAGCAAUACAUAUCAAAUACGCGGAUAUAAAUGUACCAUGUAUAAGAAGGUGAUUUGAACUUUUACCUGUAUUUCAACACUUCAAUAAUUAUUAAUCAGUAAUUAUUAAUUACACUGUAUUUGCAAAUGCAGAAAAAUGUGACUGUGCUAUCUGUCCUGAAAGCUGUUCAGUUGUUGUUACUAUUGUUUUAAUGAACUGUAUCCUGUUGCUAUCAACUUUCUUGAAGCCUUACUCUCUUUACAUUGAGAAACUUAUAAUAUUAAUACGUAUUUUCUUUAUUACUUUGCUUCGGACUGACAUUGCUCCUAGGAAUCAUGCCCUGUGCGUGCAGUCAACUGAUUGGUCAGUUAUCUGCCAGUACAUAACUACCUCAGAAAUCUGUAAGAUGCGCUGAUUUCCACAAUUAACUGUAGGAUCUUAGCAAAUGAGAAGACAGGUAGCAAGUACACUGUACAGUGCAUAAUAAGUGAUAUUAUGUUAUUCACGUGUGUAUCCUCAGGUUGGGUAUAGUAUACGAUUCGAGGAUUGUUGCUCAGAGCGUACGAUAAUAAAGGUGAGACAUUAACCACCCCUACCUACGUAAAGGGGAGCAUAAACAGCCACUAAGGCGACGAAAAAAAACACUAAAGCCCAGUAGUCUCCCUCGCAGCCGUUUUUUGGAAUGUCACGCAACGUUUCCCCCAACGUUGCGUGACAUUCCAAAAUACGGCUGCGAGGCAGGCUAUAAAGCCCCAUUGAUAUUGGAGAAAAGUUGUUUCAGGUGGCAGGGUCACCCGCCUACCCGAGCUACCCUGGGUGAGCCAGCUUUUCAUAUACCGUGUGGCACGAAAUUUUUGCGGGUUCUACUUUUCAGUGACUUUUUGCGAUUUUGGGGGUUUCUCUUGCGAUCCGCAAAAAUAAGUUCCCGCAAAUAUUCAUUUUUCCCGCAAACAUUUACUCCAGAGUAAAUAUUCUCUACACAAAAAUACAUUGCUAAGAAAUCGUGUCUGUUCAAUCACAACUUGUCUCGUUUAUUCAGAAACAACGAAAUACUGGCUUAUUGCUUGAAAAUAUGUUUUUCUAUUGAACGUACUGAAUAAAAACGAAAAUAAUACAAUGCUGGGUACUGGGUACUUUCUGAAAAUUGCAAAAAUUAAUUCCCCGCAAGAAAAACCAAUCUGUUCUAAUCGCAAAAAUUAGUUCCCGCAAAACACCAAAAAUCGCACGUCCGCAAAAAUAAACUGUUACUCCCGCAAAAAUUUCUUGCCACACGGUAUUCCCUUACGAAACGUGGCGAACCGUUUACAUGAGAAACCAAAAGUUGGCUUGCCUAAAACGGUGACCCGCUUAGCCGAUGUACCUGUAGGUUCACCCUCCUACAGCUUUAGUCGGUCCAUCGCUUCUCCAUUAUAAGCACCUUGGCUUUCAUAACUGAGCCGCAUGCGAGCGCUGUUGGCUCGAGCAAAGUGGUCUGGGAGGGUGAGCCUUCUACCCAGGGCAGGUUUUCUUGGAUUAUUAUACGUUUUUGGGAAACUACCCACCUACCCCUCCCCUAAGCCAACUUUAACACUUACUUCCCACUUUGGGCAAAAUGUUGGCUUAAGGGCAAAAUCUUGGCUUAGGGAGGAGAAGGUGGGCAGUUUCCCAGAAACGUAUCCCUAUGUAAAUAGCCCUAUGUAAAUGGGGUCUAAGCUUACUGGCAAAGCAGAAACUUGUCACGUGCAUAACACGUGCACUAAAACGUUAUGCUCCUGUUCUCAGUCUUGCCGUCGCUGCACAAACACGAGGUGAAAUUUAUUUAUGCGACUUUUAUAUUGCAUGGAGGUCAGAAACAUAUGACGACGUUUUCUUUCUCUUUCUCGACUUGCAUGCGUUGCUUGAACCUUAUUGUGAGAUAAGUUGACGGUUCUUCCCUCCUCGUUUACAGUACAUGACGGAUGGAAUGCUUUUGCGUGAGUUCUUGGGUGAACCUGAUCUUGCAGGCUACAGGUACGUUUAACAAACUUUUCAAUGUCUUCAGAAGGAAAGGCUUGUUUUUGCCCCAAAUAUCAUCGAUUGCAGUUCCUGCGUAGAGUUAAAACUUGCACUGCUUGCCACAUUCCAAAUCAGUGUUCCGCAUAUACAAUGUUUGGACAGUAUAUCUUCAAGUCUGAGAACUGAAUUUUUGCGAGGCUAUCGUUUCCGAUUCUUAUAUAAUGGUGUAGGGUGCGUAGUUUAAGAAAACAUAGAGCUGUGGGUUUUGGCUUCAGUUUGUUGCAACUAGUUUUUGUCGUAUAUGUUGUUUAUGGCUGAUUGAUUACGUUUGCUUUUGGACCCAAUUAAAAAAUUCUUGUUUUUCAGUGUUCUUAUCAUCGACGAAGCACAUGAACGUACACUGCACACUGACGUGUUAUUUGGUUUAGUGAAGGACAUUUCCCGCUUUAGACCAGAUCUGAAGCUUCUGAUAUCCAGUGCGACGUUAGAUGCAGACAAGUUCUCCCAGGUAAGGUCUCGAGCGUUUUCUUAAACCUUUUCCUCGCUUGCUGCGCUUUUCAAAAACACGCGAACUCUGAAGUUCAAAAGCCACCUUCGCAAUUACGUUUUUCGCUGCCGUCAAUCAUAAUUACGAUCACAAGCAACGAACCUUGAAACACAGAAACACACAUAAUAGAUCGAAAUUCACCAAUCACAAAUCACAAAUCAUGAUCUGUUCCUGUUGUCCUUCAGCAGCAUAAUUGAAAAUAUAAAACUGUUCUAGCGAGGCCUUAAACUGAACUCGUUGAUGUAAACUUCUGUUUCCUAAGAGGUUCGCUAAGGUGAUUGAUGGCAGCAAAAAACGCAAACGUCAGUUGGCUUUUGAACUUCAAAAUUCGCGUGUUUAUGAAAAGCAAAGUAUAACGGUAAUCAAAGUUAAAUUUAAGAGACGUCCUAAAUUUUUACUGUGUAAAAUGCCGAAAAACAAAUAGUACCAUUUGAAAGUUCUUUGAAAGAGGUUUCAUAUGAAUGGUAAUACCGUUGAAUUUUAGACUUUCAUAGACUCAAAAGUUAGAACCACCUUACUAGUCACAGGUGAUGUUACACAGGACGAUUUGCAACGACGAUAUUAAACGCAACACAUCAUUUCAACAUUGUUACGACAUUGUUUUGAAUGGUUGCAACAUUUUUCCAACAUUGCAGCGCUGUGUUGUGCUAAGAAUCGUCGUCGCGAAUCGUCUCGUGUAACAUCACCUUUCGAGACUCCAUCAUUCACUCUGGCAGUGAUCAGAGUUAAGGUGGCUUCAUGGUCUUCCAACUGCCUGACUACCAAUUCUUAACCUUGAAGAAAUACACUUGAACAUGAUUUUCCCGAAACAUCAUCGUUACAUGCAAACUAGCAAUAUAUUGAAGUUUGAUUUGCAGUUAGGUUUUUGAAGCUUGGAGUGUCCUUAGCAACGCGACGUUCCCAUGGAAAGCUUUUGUUAUUUGGUAUAAAACGUCAUUUUUGUGCUUUAUUCCACCGCCAAUGGUGCGACAUAUUUCCCUUUAUAGAAGCCACACCUUUUCUUUCAAAAUUGUGGUAGCAUGUAUUGGUCGCACAAUAGUCCUAAAGGAACCUACAUAGCCUGCGUAGCAGGCGCUUGGAAGUAAUGCGCGCUGCACCCGUUCUCUCUUACGCCCAUUACUUCCAAGCGCGUGCUACGCAUUAGUAACACAAAGCGCGUGAUACAGAAUAGUAACGCAAAGCUUUAGUGGAACGCGCUACAUGUAAAUGUACCCACACAUAUAUCGCGAUCCUAUGACCAGAGAAGUGUAAAAACUGUCGAAUCCCUCUGAGUUGUUUCAUUUUCUUUGACUUUCAGUUUUUUGACGACGCGCCCAUCUUUAGAAUUCCCGGCCGAAGAUUCCCCGUGAACAUCUACUACACUAAAGUAAGUCGCAAAAUGUAUUUUUUUCACAAACCAAGAGGCGGUUUUAUCAACUGAGUUUUAGGGUAGAUUGGCUACUGUAGCCAGAUGGAGUAGCUCACGUUUGCGAAAUGAAAGCCCUGUACCUUCCUGUUCAUAUAAUGUCAGCAUUAUAUUUUUCAUGAGCUUAGUUUAGAAUUUGUUGUUUACUGGAUCAAUGAUUGUUACCGCAGUUGUUGCAAAUACAAAAAUUUUCUUCCCCUGUGUAGAUAGACCCCAGGACACAAAACCCUCCUCUGCAAGCAGAGGUCUGCAAGAGGAGAAAUGUGUUACUAUUUUGUUUCUGAUUGAGUCACCUAUUCUGGCUCUAUCUUGGUCAGUAUUGGCCCAAUUGAUACCAGGCUUGGAAUUGUGUGAAGCUCGGUUUGCUCUUUCUGACUAUUUUGGUCUAGUGUUGAUAAUCCUAUAACACGCAAACUCGUACCCAGUCCCCCACGAUGUGAAAAUCGACAAUGCCACAAUAAUAUAUCUUAUUGUCUCAAAACACCUUAACAUGUAGUAAGUAUGGCAAACUCUUUCAAACUUUCAGAUGAGAGCGUACAGAUAUCAUCAGACAGGGCUGUGAAAUUUUUCCAUGAGUGUACCUUUUUCUGGCCGUAUUUCCAGCAGUUUUUAGCCGUGUUCUGCUCUCAACAAUAUUCCAAACUACUCGGAGAUUUUGGCGGUUAUGGUGACUAGCUUGUUAACAACUUCUUAACUGAACUUUCCCCAGGCUCCUGAAGCUGAUUACUUGGAAGCUGCUGUGGUAACUGUGUUACAAAUUCACGUGACCCAGCCACCGGGUGACAUCCUGGUGUUUUUAACUGGCCAAGAAGAAAUCGAAGCUUCUCAGGAGCUAUUGCAGGAGAGGACACGCAAGCUGGGAUCCAAGAUCAAUGAGCUCAUCAUUUUGCCCAUCUAUGCCAACCUGCCGUCGGAUUUGCAAGCCAAGAUAUUUGAGCCCACCCCUCCUGGGGCCAGAAAGGUUAGACAAACUGCGUGGUAGGUUUCUUAGAGUAAAGCAAAUACACAAUUUAGUAGAGACAAGUUGACGUGAUUAUUUUAAGUGAGUUGGCAAAAGAAAAAAACGGGGAACAAAGGAUCGAAAUACAAACUAUUAUUUUGACAAUUUUCAAAACACCCGGUCAAUCUGAGGAAAUGUUUAAAAGCUGAGGUUGCCUUACGCGUCUUAAUCAUGUUAAUUCCUUCGGCCCGUUUCUCCACUGACUUUCCGGAGAGCUGUGUGAGAUGUUUAUUUUAAAUAUUCCAGUUUUACUGGUGUUGAAAAUUUAUGCGAUAACAUGCAAAGUAACCGAAACAAAUUGGAUAGGUGUAUGAGCUAAAUCUUACUUUACCAUGAUCCAGCGUUGUUUAAAAACAAGGACACAAAAACUUAAGUCCCGGAUUACUCGUGACCAUUUAUCCUCCAAUACAGACAUGCUUUUGUUUCGUCACGCAGUCCACCUCAAAUCAACAAAGGCGAGUGACAGUUAAUGGGCCAAAAGAACGCAGUCCGCCUCAUAUUGACGAGGGAGGAGGUGUGGAGGGGGGGUGGGGGGGCGGGGUUGGAAGAGCGCGUGAUGAACCAGAAGAAUGCCGUCGUAGGACGGGGAUACCUAUUUAGCGUUUAAAUUUGUAUAAUUUAUUGUUAAAUCUUUCGAGUUGGUUUCUAGAGUGUUUUUCGUUUACUUUUAUCAGGUUGUACUUGCCACUAAUAUUGCCGAGACCUCUUUGACUAUUGAUGGCAUCAUCUACGUUAUUGAUCCAGGGUUUUGUAAACAGAAGAGUUACAACCCUCGCACAGGAAUGGAAUCACUAUUGGUCACACCCAUCUCUAAAGUAAGAUCUCCUCUGAAACAGUCUUGUUUAUUUUGAUCUCUUGAAAUAAUUUGUGAACGCAACCAACGCAACCAUAGGAUGCUCGAGUCGCGAAACAGGCCAGUGGAAUCUUGCUUUUAAAUCACAACACGAGCAAGCAAGUCAAGGAGUCAACUUGUACUGCAAUCAGUAGGCAUUAAGAAUAUAAACUAAAAGUUACUAUAAAUAUUGACGGCACUUGCCUGUUAGUUUUGUAGGGGCAUAUUGCCUCUACAUCCCCUUGUUCCUAAAGCGCCAUACGAUAAAAUAACUUCAAAGGAGGAGUUUUCAACAAAGCGAGGCAGUAGGGUAACCUACAACUUUGCAAGUUAUGUCUUGUGUAAUCAGUUUAGUGGAAGCGUGAUGGCCGAGAGGUUAAGACCUCUAACUUCGGAUCUAUAGCCCCGGAUUUUAAACGCUCGUCGGAAAAUUCAAAUUAAACCCCUAAGAGAGACCAAUGUGGGUGUGGCUCAAGCUUAAACUGACCCCUAAGGGAGAUUUCUGUGAGGUCAAGGUCAGGGCAGUUUUUGUGAAUUUCUUUCUGCACAGUACUAAGCGAGACCUGAAUGGGCAAUUAUAGUGACUUUCCAUACCAAAAACCCUAGGUGAGACCAAAAUCUGCAAUUUAUACCCCAAAGAGAGACGACGAGCAUCUACGUCACUUUUAUAUGGGAGUUCCCCCGGGAUAUCUGCUGGGGGUAACUAGGCGAUUGACCAGCAUGCUAUCCGGGGGUAGUAGCACAGUGCUUUCAGGUGAUCCAUGCUCCAACCACCGGUAUAAGGUCACGACUUAGAAACGCCUUUCCCUUUUACCCAUAUUUGAAAAAUGUUCUGGUUGAUUUAUGUCCAGUGUGGAAUGUUCGUCUCCUCAGGCAUCAGCCAAUCAGCGUGCAGGACGUGCUGGUCGCGUGGCAGCAGGCAAAUGUUUUAGGAUGUACACAGCGUGGGCGUACAAGAACGAGCUGGAAGACAACACUAUUCCUGAGGUAACUACGAUUUACUUGUCCACUUUUUUAAACCAGUGUGGUGGCAAAAGCAUGUUGUAGCCUUUGUGACAAGCGCAAGGGUAGCGCAUGGCGCCGUGUGAUUAGAGAGUAUAGUUUGUGUGUGUGUGUGUGUGUGUAUGUGUGUUGUGUUGUUUUGUUCUUUGUUGUCGGAAUUCUUCCGCCGUUUGUCGUGGAUUUUGUCUGUUGUUUGCUACUUGCAAUUCCAACGCGUGGAAGGCUCUCUCCCACCAUCAGACACACACUCUCACUCAGUCUGCCGAGUUAAACUCCAAAGGAAGUAACUACAUUACACAACCAAAUAACGAGCUGAUCAUAGAAGAUGGGGGCCACCUAGCCUUCGAUCAAGGCUUGAGGGACAGCCUUUGGGAAGGGGAAGGGGGGGAUAAAAGAGUCUUCCCUUUCCUUUCCAAACCAACUCCUUCCCCUUCUCCAGUGGAUCCACCUUCAUUGCUUUGGCCAAACUUGGUUCCCAAUAACGUCACGUUCACCCGUUCACCUGUGGAAGAGGCUGCCAGUAUUUAACAUAUGGAGAAAUACUAUUUGCAUGGAGCUCUACGCACUAUCCCGUUCGUCUACCAUGUUUCCAAGAACUAUUAUCCGAGAGUGGUCAUCAAAAAGUUUUAUAUUUCAUUUCAUUUUGCCUUCUGUAGAUCCAAAGAACAAAUUUAGGGAACGUGGUUCUUCUUCUCAAGAGUCUGGGUAUCAACGAUUUGAUUCAUUUCGAUUUCAUGGAUCCCCCUCCAGCGGAAACUUUGAUCAUUGCCCUUGAACAGCUCUAUGCAUUGGGGGCACUGAAUCAUCACGGAGAACUUACCAAGGUAAGUAAUAAACCACUUUCCUUAGGUGUUCGAAACUGUUAUUAAGCCCAUCACUCUUUUUUAAGAAAUGGACAAAGUGACACAGAUGGGUAUCUUAAACAUAGAAAUGAAAGCGCGUUAUCAGUUUCAAGGAGCGUUUGCCACUUAAGAAACGAGAGGGAGAAUGGGUCGAGUUAACUUUUGCAAUGAAUUCUGGGACUGUUGCUAGGGACAGGGAAAAAAUGGCCAAUAGCUGAUCGGCGCGUCCCCAGUAGCGAUCCCAGAGACAAUUGUGGGACGCUUUUCGGCUCGAGUUCCCAUCUCAUUUCUAAAGUGGCGAAUAGUAGAAUGAUCUACUCAGAAAAAAAAGAGUGAUUCAAUUUUCUCUGCAGUCGUGAAGGAUUUUCACCGCUUUUCAGAUUAACAGCUUAGCUGGUCAUCAGGUUGUUACUUUCAAAGCAAUUUUUUGUGCAUAUGGUGACAGAAGAUCCAUCAGGGCGGCAUUUCGUGCAUACGUGUAAAGCAAAUUGUGUGGUUUUUAAUAAUCAUUUACCGUUUUCUUUCUUUGUAGCUCGGUCGUCGCAUGGCAGAGUUUCCUGUGGAACCAAUGAUGUCAAAAAUGCUGAUAGCGUCUGAAAAGUACGCAAAAGAAAGUACUUUUGACAGAUUCCCUCACUUUUUUUUCUUUUCCUGAAAGCAGAAUAAGCUUUUUAAUCUGAGCUUUUCAAUAAAGAGUAUAUCAAGCAUACAUCACGAAAACGUAUCGAAAAACAGAGAAUGAAAAAAGUGGUGAGUCUCGCGAGACACGUUCCAGACCUUCCUGCGUUUGAUGAGUUUUCUUCCAACGCAAAGAUAUGCCUAUUUCGCAGUGUGCCAGACAUUAAGAAGUGGGUCGGUUGGAAUAACGUUGCCUAGUCGAGCUUGCCAAACCCAGUUCGAAGUUUUGCGUAGUUGACGAAAUAUUGUUGGAGUGUGUGAUAUAGUUUCCUACAAAAGAAAUGCCGAAAAAGAUAAUUGUAUUCUAAGUAAGAAAUAUGACGUAUUAGGAAACCCUAAGAAGCAGUUCCUUCACACAUCUGCCUCCAAUUUGAUUUGUAGAUACAAGUGCGUAGAGCAGAUUCUCACCAUCACCGCCAUGUUAUCCGUCAACAACGCCAUCUUCUAUCGUCCUAAAGACAAAGUCGUGCACGCGGACACCGCGCGUGUGAAUUUCUUCCGUCCCGGCGGGGACCACCUGACCCUUUUGAAUGUUUAUGAUCAGUGGGCAGAGACAGAUUACUCAACUCAGUGGUGUUAUGAAAACUUUAUUCAGCAUCGUUCUAUGAAGAGAGCCCGCGAUGUUCGUGAGCAGCUGGAAGGACUGAUGGAGAGAGUGGAGAUUGAGAUAUCUUCUAAUCCGAAUGAUUCAGUGCCGAUUAGAAAGGUAACUGCUUCCUUUGGCCGGAUUAAGAUAUUAGGGAGCUUAAGCAGCGACGUUUUUGAGCGACGCACGUCAACCGGAAGUGAGGUAUUUCCCCUCUUAACAUGCCUUGAUGAUAUAAAAUUUGUAUUCCUUAGCUUGUUUACUGUUAUACAGGCAAUUUGACUGAAAAUUUGCGCGAAACCACCGUCAAAAAAUGAAAAAAGGCCACUUCCGGUUGACGUGCGUCGCUCAAAAACGUUGUUGCUUAAGCUCCCUAUUAAUAAAUAGCAACGUUUCUGCGCAAAAACAUAUGGCAGAUUUAGCAGUAACCACGAAACGUCAAAUGAUAACGCGAAGUGCAUGGUAAGGACUGAACGCGACUUCCGGUGCUUUAUGUUCUGCUCUGCUAUUGGUUUAUACGAAUUUUAAACCUGGGCGCGCCGCUUGCGCGCCAGCGUUGCUCUCGUGACGUUCUCUUUUGCUUAAUCUGCCUAUUGUCACAUGUCGAGGAGAGUUAACUUUAACAUUGUGAGACAGGCUCUUUCAAUUUCGUAAAAAAUCUCGCUAGUGCCUUUUUUUGUCAUUUUGUUUUUACCCACUAGCAUUUUAAUUUCCUCGCUACCUACAAAAUGGAAAUAGCAAAGGCUAGUCAAGGCGGGUAGUGGCUACCGUUCAUCCACUCUUCUUAUAUGAUGAUGGACUUAAUUAUCUACACCCAGAGUUGGUCCUCGGCGGCACUCACAAAGCCUACUGUCUGUGUGACUGUCUGAAGCAUCCGUUCGCCCUACAUUGUGCAUUGGGCAAUUUGCCCCGGGAGUUUGCUCCCAAAUAUUUAACCGGUUAAAUAUCGUGGAGCAUUUUGCGGGGUGGAAAUUCUGCUCCCGAGGAUGAAGUAUACCCAUGAAAUAGUUGGUACACACGGAGAAGCUUUGCUCCCGGAGCGUGCCCCUGGAGCAUGCUCCAGGAGCAAAAUCCCUCGUGUGUAUCGGCCUUUAGGGUGGUGUUCGUCUUGUCGCGAUACUCACGCUGAAGUCACCUAGUGAUAUUAAUGUGCCAACCAGAAGGGCAUUAGUUCUUGAAACCAAAGAUUCGUUUUUUUCACUCGUUACAAGUUCGAGUAACAAAAACAAUGUUUGUAAACGUUGAUGUCUCCUAUAGGGUUGUCCAUUAAAGGAGUUGACUAUCAUUAUUGCUGAGAUUUUACACUGACUUACUUGUUGUUGGUUUACAGGCCAUUACCGCAGGAUACUUUUACCAUACGGCAAGACUGGGUAGGAGUGGCCAGUACAGGACAGUGAAACAUCAGCAGGUUGGUGGAUUAAACUCCAUUCAUCAUAAUACAAAGUCUUUUCUACUCUCUUGACAUUUUGCAUAAAUUAAUUGGUGGGGGGGAUGUCUAUAGAAUAAAAAUUUUUAUGACCUCUGUGCUUCGCACGAUAGAUGUAUACGAUUCCAUGAUUUCAUGAUAUAUGUUUUGUUUCUUUUCUUUUCUUUUUUUCCUUUGCUUUUUAGACAGUCCAGAUUCACCCGAACAGCAGCUUGUUCCAAGAGCAGCCAAGAUGGGUGAUCUACCACGAGCUCGUGUUUACCACCAAAGAAUUUAUGAGACAGGUAGGGUCGUAUGAGUAAGGUCAAUAGUUUCAUGAUUUUGAGACCUUAAAGCGUAGUUUCUAACGGACUGUACAAUGUUAGUGCCAGUUUCAUUUCCCGGAAAUUCCAGUUGGAAAGUAAAUGGGGGGCGACUUUUCGAGGUCAAGAUCAGAGUUCCUGAUUUGUCGUGUUUACGUUUCUGUGUUUUUAGAUUAUUGAGAUCGAGAACAAGUGGCUGUUGGAGGUAGCACCUCACUACUAUAAAGCCAAGGAAAUUGAAGAUAGUUCCAAUAAAAAGAUGCCAAAAAGCACAGGAGUCACGAAAGAACAGGUCCGGUCCACCACGUGAUGAUAGCUGAAUACGUUACAAAGAACUCUUACCGUCAAAGAGAGAAGGAGGACAGAGUGGUUUCCUCAACUGGCACUGCCGGUUGCUGUGACACGUAAUAUCUCCGGCAUGCACACAGUUCGUCUUCCAAUAAUUGUAACCUGAAAGUUGUUACGUCAGGCUAGAGACACGUCCAGUGUGAUUUAAACUUGGAAAUGCAAAAAUUUCCAUGACUUUCUAGCACCUUUCAAUCGCAGAAAAAUAUCCUCAAAGAAUCCCAGACCGUUUCCAGUUUAGCCCGACUUUUGACUUUGGUCGUGGAAACAAGCUGAAAAGAGACUGCAUCAGCCUUUGGGAAAGCAUCAAGUAAAGCUUAAGUGACGUCGUAGGUGGCGAGUCGAUAAAUCGUGAUAAGUUUAUU